Molecule: messenger RNA, 960 nt
Organism: Pseudocercospora fijiensis CIRAD86
Lineage: Eukaryota; Fungi; Ascomycota; Dothideomycetes; Mycosphaerellales; Mycosphaerellaceae
Exons: 1
Coding region: 1-960 (319 amino acids)
Biological process (GO): mitochondrial transport
Cellular component (GO): mitochondrial membrane
Source: RefSeq, a predicted model, not a curated record
AUGUCGACGACGAUAGGCUCCUUCAUAGCAGGAGGGAUAGCGGCUUGCGGAGCUGUCACGGUCACACACUCCUUCGAGACGGUCAAAAUUCGAUUACAAUUGCAAGGAGAACUGCAGGCGAAGCAAGAUGCGCCCAAACUGUACAAAGGUGUUCUGCACGGAGUGCGGGUCAUCUACUCGAAUGAAGGCCUGAAGGGUCUAUUAAGAGGAUUGAAUUGCGCGUACAUAUACCAAAUGACCCUCAAUGGCUGUCGUCUCGGCUUCUACGACCCCAUACGGACGACCUUGAAUUCUUUGGUCUUGACGCGGAGUCCUUUGAAUGCAGCAGACCCGCAAGUCAAGGCCAUGCAGUCAGUGCCGAUAAACAUCGCGUCGGGUGCCAGCUCGGGCAUCCUGGGUGCUUUCUUGGGUUCUCCAUUCUUCUUGGUCAAGACCCGGUUACAAUCAUUUUCUCCUUUCUUGCCUGUCGGAACACAACACCAGUACCGAGGUGCUGUAGACGGCCUGAGACAAAUCUACGGAGCCGAGGGAAUUAAGGGUCUCUGGCGAGGAGUAGGUCCUGCCAUGGUCCGCACAGGGUUUGGUUCUUCGGUGCAACUCCCGACCUAUUUCCUCGCGAAACGAGUCUUGCAAAGGAACUUCGACAUCAAAGACGGCACUCCUUUACAUCUGAUGUCCUCCACCGCCUCAGGGUUCGUGGUAUGCGUAGUCAUGCAUCCUCCUGACACUGUCAUGAGCCGCAUGUACAACCAGACCGGCAAUCUCUACAACGGCGCAUUCGACUGUCUGUACAAUACAGUCAAGAUCGAGGGUGUGCUUGCGGUCUACAAGGGCUUCUUUGCGCAUUUGGCAAGAAUAUUGCCGCACACCAUUCUGACUUUGACUCUGGCCGAGCAGACGAAUAAGCUGAUGAGGAGAUUUGAGGACCGGAUAGGAGUGGGCAAGAGGGAGAAGAUUUGA